Messenger RNA from Austrofundulus limnaeus, 412 nucleotides. RefSeq lists its product as uncharacterized. The record is from RefSeq and is a predicted model, not a curated record. Lineage: Eukaryota; Metazoa; Chordata; Actinopteri; Cyprinodontiformes; Rivulidae.
CUAAACGCAGUUCUGCGUCCAGCACAUCCUCCGCUCGUAAACAAGCCCUGGCUGAUCAAGCAGCUUUACUGGCGAAAGCGGAAGCUUUAAAGAAGAAACAUAAAUUGGAGGAACAAGAGCAAAGACAUAGAUUGGAAGCUGAUAAAAUACGUCAACAAAAGGAGCAGGUGGAAAAAGAAGCACAAAUAGCUGCUGCUGCUGCACGUCUUUCUGUGUUGGGAGGCAGUAGCAUUGGAGGAAAAUCCAAAGUAGUGUCCGAUGGGAUGAACUCUUACGUCAGCAAAAGACUUAAAGAUCAAAGGUGUACUGAAAUUAAUCCAAAAUCAAAAGAAUUUGUGCCUAAUAUUAUUAUAUCUGACGCUAUGUUAACAGCGCCCCACAAUCUGCGCCAGAUGUAAGACCUAAGGUGUUC